Chelonia mydas (Green sea turtle) is the source of this 9654-nucleotide messenger RNA. Its product is annotated as aryl hydrocarbon receptor-like. The coding region runs from base 381 to 3374 and encodes 997 amino acids. Lineage: Eukaryota; Metazoa; Chordata; Testudines; Cheloniidae. The record is from RefSeq and is a predicted model, not a curated record. Gene Ontology annotation, cellular component: aryl hydrocarbon receptor complex; nucleus. The transcript is spliced from 11 exons. Gene Ontology annotation, molecular function: transcription cis-regulatory region binding; protein dimerization activity; nuclear receptor activity. Gene Ontology annotation, biological process: regulation of transcription by RNA polymerase II.
CGCACUUGCAGGGGGCGCCAGGCGGGGCCGCUUGGAGCAGCUGCAUAAGCGCGGCUGGCUGGCGAGGGAGUUUUGCAGCCCGGCGGCAGCGACCGUGACCCAGCGAUGAGCAGCCCGAAAGUCCCGGCCCGGCCAGAAGCGGCUGCGGUGCCCCGGACCUAGGGCUGCCUUGCCCCCGGGCCAGCGGCUCGGAGCUCAACAGCAGCCGGCCCUGGAGAAGAUGCCCCCCCGGCUGGCACGGCCCCUGGGCGCCCUGGGCGCAGCGCGCUGAGCCAGGCGCAGCCGGCUGCUGCCCUGAGUGGCCUGGUGCUGGCGGGCCGGGGUCCCCCGGUUCUUCUGCGCUGAGCCGGCAGGCAGGCGGCUCCGAGGAGACAGGGACAAUGUACGCGGGGCGCAAGAGGAGGAAGCCCGUGCAGAGGACAGUGAAGCCGCCACCCCCAGAAGGUGUGAAGUUGAACCCCUCCAAGCGCCAUAGGGAUCGGCUGAACUCGGAGCUGGAGCGGCUGGCUAGCUUGUUGCCUUUCCCCGAAGAGGUCAUCUCUACCCUGGAUAAACUCUCCAUCCUGCGCCUCAGCGUCAGCUACCUCAGGGCCAAGAACUUCUUCAACAUUGCCCUGAAGAGUCACUGCUCCAAAGGGGGAGCAGAAAGGAAUGGUGACCAUGACAAUGGGAGGACCUGGGGACUGGCUGACAGAGUCAUACCAGAGGGUGAACUGCUAUUACAGGCUCUUCAUGGCUUUGUGCUGGUGGUGACGUCUGAAGGUUUGAUAUUUUAUUCCUCGCACACGAUUCAAGACUAUCUUGGAUUUCAUCAGACAGAUGUCAUGCACCAGAGCGUGUUUGAGCUGAUCCACACCGAGGACCAACAGGAGUUCAGGCGCAACCUUCACUGGGCCCUUAACCCACCUCCCACUCCCGAGAGCAAACCAUCGCCUGAUGGUGAAACAAGUAUCAGCUCCUCCAUUAUCACUUACAAGCCCAGCCAGCUGCCUCCCGAGAACUCCUCUUUCCUCGAAAGGAGCUUUGUGUGCCGAUUCCGCUGCCUCCUGGAUAAUUCAUCUGGGUUUGUGGCUUUAAACCUUCAGGGCAGGUUGAAAUUUCUCCACGGCCAGAAUAAAAGGUCUGAGGAUGGGUCCCUGCUGCCGCCCCAGCUGGCUCUCUUUGCCAUCUCCACUCCCUUGCAGCCCCCCUCCAUCCUGGAGAUCAGAACCAAAAACUUGAUCUUCAGAACCAAGCACAAACUGGACUUCACCCCCUUGGCAUGUGAUGCCAAGGGGAAGGUCGUGCUGGGCUAUACGGAGGCAGAGCUGCGGGUGCGUGGUACCGGGUACCAGUUCAUCCACGCCGCUGAUAUGCUGUACUGUGCUGAGAAUCACGUCCGAAUGAUGAAAACGGGCGAGAGCGGCCUGACUGUGUUCCGUCUCCUGACAAAAGAAAAUCGCUGGAAGUGGGUCCAGGCCAAUGCUAGACUCGUCUACAAGAAUGGCAAACCCGAUUACAUCAUUGCCACGCAAAGGCCGCUUGUAGAUGAAGAAGGAGGGGAGCACCUUCGGAAACGUUCUAUGCAUCUUCCUUUUACCUUUGCUACAGGAGAGGCACUAUUAUAUCAAACACCCUACCCACUUCCUGGCUUCCCUGACCCUUUCAACAGCAAAGGGAAAAACAACAGAUCCAAAAAGAAUUCUCACGGUAAAGGGGGAAGGUCUCAGAAGGACAAUGUAGACCCAAACUCUCUUCUGGGAGCCAUGAUGAGGCAAGAUGAGGCUGUUUAUGUCUCCCAUCCAGCUUCUACUCCCAAACAUUCCUUCAGCAGCAAUCUCUUCAGCCACCUGGGAGAAUCUGGUUUAUUUGGGACUGGAGGAGACAACUGGAAUGCAGUUGCUAAUCCAUUGUCCUUUGGGGAAAAUAGUCCCAAGCAGGAGCUGGCUGACUUGAGGCAAGGGGACCCACUGUUGACCACGCUGGAUUCUUUCUCGAUUAGCAGUGAUGAAAACUGUUCAAAUAGCGAGCUGUUUAAUGCUUUGGAGGGUAUGGGGCUGAAUGCUGAGGAUCUGGAGCUCUUGCUGUUGGAUGAAAGGAUGGUGAGGGUAGAAACGGACCUGGAUUAUAUUCCUUCUCUGAACGAUCUAUUAACAAACAAUGAAAUCCUCUCCUAUAUUCAUGGCUCACUUGUAAACAAAUGUGAGGAUGAGCCCACUGGGGAGCAGCAGGCCUGUUCCUCAUCAGACCCAGGCCAGAAUCCAAGCAAAGAUGCAGUGGUGUAUCCAUCUCAGAUGCCAGAGAAAGGAUCCCAGUGCUCACACCAGUCCCUGCCACAAAACCAGCAAUCGCUGAUCUUGCAUCUUCCUCAGCAAAUGCAGCAGCACAUUGUGACCCAAAACCAGCAGAGCAGCCAGCCAUGGGAGCAGCUGUUGCCCUCAGUUCUCAGUCCGCCAAUGCCCCUGCUGAUGAAGCAGGCUGAGGAUAAGCAGCAGUCUAGCAGUCUGCAGUGGAGGCCACCAGCAGGAACAGCUGAGCUCGGGCUGUCUCAGUUUGUACGGUCACCUCUUGGUAAUCAGCAGCAGAGUCCACAAUGGGUCAGACCUCAUGGAUCAAACCAUCUCCAUCAACCCAUAGAAAUCCCUUACAGACAUCAGCAACAUGGGCAGCAUCAACCAUUCCUGCAGCAAAGCCAGCCUUGCAUCCAACAAAACCAGAUCCAGGCGCGCACAGAGCCACAGCUGAAACAAAAACCCAACCAGCACUUGUUAGUGAACGGCCUGUGCAGCCAUGCCUCCUCCAACCAACCAACCCUAGGGAAUAACACGUGGCAGGGCUAUAGCUACAGGCCUGCAAAUCAGCCACCCAGGGGCCUCCCAGCACAGACCAAUAUCUAUGGUGUCGAGCAGGAGCUGAGCUCCCAGCUCCGCCCAUCUCAGAUGCCAAACACGGGAGUGUCCACCAUUCAUUUUUACCUGAACAGGCUGUCCAACAUGGAGAUAGGAGAUAGAGGUAGAGAAGCAUCCCAAGAAGAGAUGACUCUGUGUUCGGGUUUUCUCCCCCCUUCCUCAUAUCAGGUCAUUUCUCCAAAGCAGCUGACCCCUGUUCCUUCAGUGUCCCAGUACCUGUGUCCAAAUUCAGCCUUGGAACACUUUGUGAAUAUCCAUGGACACCGGGAUGCCUCCAUGCACUCCUACAGCACACACACGUCAUUAUUAUGCCAGGAUAAUAUCCAUAAGCCCGAAAAUGAUUGUGUUUUGACCAACGCUAAUGUGGGAUACCCCAGAGACUGUCUCCUGCCCAUCAGAAACCCUGCUUCCUCAGAUGAGCUGCAUUCCUGCACAGAACUGCUUCCAAAUCAUUCUAAUCCCUCCAGCAGUGGCUUUUAUCUUUAAGAGUGGGCGAUUAGAUUGGCCAAACCAGGAUUAUUCAGACCAUAUGGAGAAAUGGUUGUGUUUUAAGUUAUGGAAAACAAGCAGCCAUUUUUUUUCUGGCUAUUUUUGUCUCGUCUUUCCUUUUAUUGUUUUUAUCAACCUCACAUGAUAGUGAUUUUGACAGACAGGGCUUGGCCCUGAGUGAGAAGGAACUUCACAUGGUAGAGUUUAAUUUUCACAAAGAUAUUACCGAUCUGAGCACUAAUGUUCCAUCUACAAAUGUCUAGUAGGGAAACAACUUUUAAUUCUUCACAACCCCUCUGUAAUGCAUUUAUAAAAAUAGCCCGGGCUUGAGCUAUGUACACAAAGUCUCAUUUGUCCGAUUAUCUUGGAAUGGCUGAGAGUUUUUUGUGUUCUUUGCUUCAUCAGUUGAGAGUUUCCAAAUGUCAGGGCCCUAUCUGUUUUCCUUUCAUGUUUCCCUGGUAGGGGUAUUGAUUGCAGAAAGGCAGAGACAUCCAGCUACAAAGGAAAAUCAGCUUGGAAAUAUCUUGAUCUAGCCUCAUAUCUUGCUUUUGUAGCAGUCUUUUAAAUUGAAUACAGAACUACAUUUUAACAUCAACAAAGACUACCCUGUUGAAGAUGUGACAUUGACAUAACAAAUCUUGCACUUUGAUGAAAAGAGUUCUCUAUUGCACUACACUCAUUUUUAGUUCUACUGUUACUUAAGAUUGUUGGGUUGCGGGGGGGUUUAAACACAUUUUACCGGUCUCUACAAUUUAGGACAUUUUUGUUUCUGUCGUUGAGCUCAGAAGUUCAACAGUGUGGAUAUUGUUUUGGUGAAGCCGCACCACUGUAAAAAAGGCAAAAGAUGUAGAAUUUCACUAACUGUGCACAGAUUGUAAUUAAUCUCUUCCUGCUGGGUUUGCCAAAGCUUUUUGAUUUGUUACAGUUUGCUUUUCCAAAAAAAAGCCAAAUUUCCCUAAUGACAUGGUUGACCAUGAAACAAUUGCGUUCAUCAGCAAGUUACUGUCGUGAAUGAAUACGUGAGCUGCUGCUUUUCCAAACAUCGCUCUAAAGUCACAUUCCACUAAGUCUGCAAACAACUGGCCUAUAUUCUCAUAUUACAUGGGUCCUUUCACAGCCAGACUUCAACAUCCAUAAGAGACGUUAUCAUUAAUUGAUUCCACAGAUUAGAGCGUUAGGUAUUGUAGUAAAUAUCACUGAUUGUCAUUUUGUUGUCUUCUGUAUGAUAUGCCCAAAUUAGUUGGUUUUGACUCUCAGAGUACCUAGCAUGUAUUCUGUCUGAAAGUGGAUCUAAACCACCAAGAUUAUUCAAAGCCACAGGAGCUCAUGUGUAGGUACUUAACUAUAAAAAAUUAGGAGCAGACUGGCAUAUAAGCCAUAUGUUGUAUCUGUGCCUAAAAAGAUUGCAAAUAAGUAGAGGACUUGACUAGUUCAGAGGAAGAGUCAGAUUACUGUACAGAGAAGUUUGCAAUAUGAUAAAGAAAAUAAGUAUAAUGAUACUUAAUUUUAAAUGCUUGACAUAGUGAUAUUUUCCCACAAAAGAAGUACAACCCAUACAUAUGUAUAUAAUGUGAGCCAACAGAUAUAUUUUUAUGCUACUCCAGCAGAGAAAAACAUAUCUUCCCAAGGUAUUCAAGUAACAUCCUUUGGAAUGAGAAAAAUAGAGUAUUCAAAGGAUUAGAAAUUCUUCUUCGAGUGCUUGUUCACGUUCAUUCCACAUUAGGUGUGUGCACACCGCGUGAUCAGGUGCUUGGAGGCUUCCAGCACCCACCCCAGGCCGCAGGGCAUGCCGCAGGCCCACAGCUUCAAGGCUUGCGCCACAUGCCGCAAACCUAUGCCAGUUAGUGACCCCCAUGACUUGUGUCUACGUUGCCUGGGGGAUGGACAUCAAACUGAAUGGUGUAGGCAUUUAAGCCAAGAAGGAAGGAAAGAAGACUUUCGUUUAAAGCAGCUGUUGAUGGAGGCUGCAUUGCAGCCACUGGGCCCAGAGCGCCCAACACCAGCUCAGGCUUCCUUGGUGUGUAGUGCCCUGGAACCGUUGGGAGACCCGGCACCUGCUAAGCACGUAAACUGUCAGCCCCAGAGUGCCAGACUAGGCCUUAGCACCGCUCGGCCUCCCCGGUGCAGCCGAAAGGAAGGCACAGUCGUUCCCGUCACAGGAGGCUGGUGCUUCCCAAGGCCCCGAACAUUGAUAAAAGCAAGAAGGUCGCAGUACCGGCGCCGACACCAGCGGUCCCGGCAGCACAAGCCCCACCGAGCCCAGACCUAAGUGAGCUCAGUGCGGACAAUGGGCUCAAGGGCAUAACAGAUCAGCCCUCCACGCUGGGCACCUUUGAGGCUGCAAAGGACCUUAUCAAGCUGUCGGCGGCGAGCCCCCUCCCGUAUGGGGAGAACCCUCCAGCACCCAUGCCUCGGGUGCCGUCGAGGGGUAAGCCGGCAAUGAUGUGCCGCUCGAGGACACCGUCCCAGCACCGCUCCCGGAGUUGGCCCCGGUCGAGCUCUGACUCCGCGGACUCACAGUUGCCAGCGGUCCAGAAGGAGGUCGCGGCACCGGGAGUGGGUCGGCGCAAGGAAGUACCGGAAAGGGCACACCGCUCUCUGGCACCACCCAGAAACCGGCCCUGGGAGGAGUUGAGAUGGCCCUCGCCAGAGGACUCUCACAGACAGUCCUGGUCCACGGAACGCCAGCACCAGUCCUGGUCCAGAUCCUGGUCCUGGUCCUGGGGAUACCGAUAUUGCUCCCGCUCAGCCAGGAGCCGCUCGUUCUCCUGCCGGAGCAGAUCGUUGGCACCACCGUGGCCUUCGCAAUCGGCGUCGCCAUAGUCCGGCACCAACACCGGCCGCUAUAGGUACCCGCACCGGGCCCUGGACAGCAGGGACCCUCAGGUGGGCUGGCAACCCAGGCCAUUGGCCCUUCUGGACGCUCGGGCCUAUCAGGAGCACCAAGGGGCCCCGUCCAGGGCAAGUUACUUGGUGCAGCAGUCCCGGUGCCCGUACCAACGCCAGACAGUGCCGGAGGCUACAGUAUCGAGGCCCCCAGCAUCCCCCCAGGAUAAACCGGAGAGACCAGCACCGAGUCUGGUGCCGUCCCAUGGACUCCCGCCCCCGCCUGAGCCGGAGGCCCCUCCCACAGGAGAAGGGGAGCAGGAGGACCAACCAGAGGGGGUCGAGCAGCAGCUAACCUCCUCGUCAUCCCCGGAUGAGGCGGUGGUGGGUACAGAUAUGUCCAGUCCUCCACCGAUAGACCAUAGAGCCCACCAGGAGUUGCUGCGCAGGGUCACCCAGAACUUGGGGUUGCAGGCUGAGGAGACGGUUGAGCAGGAGGACCCCAUGGUGGACAUUUUGAGCCCCGAAGGUCCAUCCAGAAUAAUGCUCCUGCUCAUUAAGAUCAUUCAGUCCAAGUAUAAGACCAUAUAGCAGACCCCAGCCUCCAGCGCUCCAACGGCUACAGGAGUGGAGUGUAAAUACUUUGCCCCAUCUAAGGGCUAUGAGUUCCUGUUCUGCCACCCAAGUCCAUGCUCCCUAGUGGUCUCAUCGGUAAACGAAAGGGAGAGCCAUGGACAGCAGGCCCCGGACCCUAAGGCCAAGGACGCAAAAUGCCUGGACCUUUUUGGCAGAAAGGUGUACUUAUCUGGGGGCCUUCAGUUGAGGAUUGCGAACCAGCAGGCCAUCCUCAACCGGCACAAUUUCAACUACUGGGCAGCAGUGGGGAAGUUUAAGGACAACCUCCCACAAAGUUCCCAACAGGAGUUCACGUCCCUGGCGGACGAGGGCAAGGCAGUAGCCAAGACCUCUCUCCAGGCCUCCUUGGAUUCGGCUGACUCGGUGGCUAGAACAGUCACGUCAGGGGUGGUCAUGGGGUGCUCACUGUGGCUCCAGGAGUCAGGCCUGCUGCCCGAGGUCCAGAAUACACUCCAGGACCUCCCCUUCGAGGGGUCCGGGCUCUUCUCGAACCAGACAGACACGAGGCUGCACAGCCUUAAGGACUCACGAGCUAUGCUUAAGUCACUGGGUAAGCACGCCCUGGCAACCCAGAGGAAGCCCUUUUAGCUGCAGCCUCCCCCUCAACGCCAGUACCAGGCUCACCAUAGGCAUGAGCCUUACCGUAAGCGAGGCAGGGAUAACAGGAGAUGGUGCAACACAGUAACAAUAAUGUGCCGGGCCAGAACCAAGGCCAGCACAAACCCCAGCUGGGCACUAAGCCAGGCGUUUGAAGGUGCCCUCAAGGACAGUGUACCAGACCAGACAUAGAAUCAUAGACUAUCAGAGUCAGAAGGGCUCUCAGGAGAACAUCUAGCCCAACCCCCUGCUCAAAGCAGGACCAAUCCCCACUUUUUUUGCCCCAGAUCCCUAAAUGGCCCCCUCAAGGAUUGAACUCACAACCCUGGGUUUAACAGGCCAAUGCUUGAACCGCCUGUCCGUUUCUCCCAUACAUGGUUCACCAUUACAUCAGACCGUUGGGUCUUACGCAUGGCGCAGAACGGGUACUCGAUGCAGUUUGCCUCCCUCCCCCCUCCUCCCAUCCGCCUUCCCCAUCCCUCUUCAGGAACCCCUCUCACAAGCAUCUCCUAGAGAAGGAAGUCCGCUCGCUGCUAGAGGCGGGGGCGGUAGAGGCGGUGCCACACAGCCUAAGGGGGAAGGGAUUCUACUCCCGGUACUUCCUCAUUCCCCAAGGCCAAAGGGGGCCUUCUCCGCAUCCUAGGCCUGCGCAGGCUCAACAAGUUCCUGGUCAAGGCCCGGUUCCGCAUGGUCUCUCUGGGCACCAUCAUCCCUUCCCUGGUAUGCUGCCCUUGACAUGAAGGAUGCGUACUUUCAUAUCGCCAUCCACCCAGCACAUCGGCGGUUCCUACACUUCACCGUGGGCCAAGAACAUUACCAGUUUGCGGUUCUCCUGUUCGGUCUAGCCACGGCCCCACGAGUGUUCACGAAGUGCAUGGCGGUGGUGGCAGCCUUCUUAUGGAGGCAGAGAAUCUGGGUGUACCAGUACCUCGACGACUGGCUCCUGGCGGGCCGAUCCGAGGUGGAAGUGCGAGGCCAUGUGGAGGUGGCCCUGAAAUUGUUCCACAAGCUGGGGCUCCUGGUCAACGUCCCCAAGUCCAUGCUCAUACCCAUGCAGAAAGUGGAAUUCAUAGGGGUGGUCCUGGACACGGUGCAGGCCAGGGCAAGCCUUCCAGUAUCCCAAUUCCAGGCUUUCCAGCAAGCGAUGGCCUCCCUGCACCAGUUUCCAAUGACAACGGCCAGGUGCUGCCUGAGGCUGCUGGCUUACAUGGUGGCAUGCAUGCACGUGGUCAGGCAUGCCAGACUGAGACUCAGGACUCUGCAGAUGUGGCUCGCUCGGGUGUACCGCCCAGGCAGGGACCCCCUGGACUUGGUAGUGACAGCCCCAAGGGACGUACUGGACUCCCUGCUGUGGUGGCAGUCCCAGCCUGUGGUUUGCAAAAGCAUCCCCUUUGCCGCCCCACAACCAGACCUGGUGCUGGUGAUGGACGCGUCAGACCACGGAUGCAGAACCCACCUGGGGGACCUCAUGAUGCAGGUGUUGUGGUCCGGAGCAAAGCGGUCACUCCAUAUCAAUGUGAAGGAGCUCAGGUUGAUUCAUCUCACCUGCCAGACCUUUCACGCCACUCUGAGUGGUCACAGCAUGAUAGUUCUGACAGACAACACUACAGCCAUGUUUUAUAUAAACAAACAGGGUGGGGCUCAUUCCUCGCCACUCUGUCGUGAGGUUCUCCUCGUCUGCAACCUUUGCAUAUCCCAUGCAAUUCACCUCGAGGCAUCGUAUCUCCCAGGGGUACAAAACAAGCUGGUGGACUCCCUCAGCAGGUCGUACCGCAUGCACGAGUGGAUGCUCAGGGCGGAAGUCAUGCUUUCGCUCUUCCACAGGUGGGGGUUUCCCCGGGUAGACCUGUUUGCCACCAGGGCCAACGCCCAGUGCUCACAGUUCUGUUUGUUCCAGGGCCGCAGCCUGGGCUCACUUGCAGACGCGUUUGCUAUCCCGUGGAGAGGGGACUUGAUGUAUGCCUUCCCCCCGCUCCCCUUGGUGCACAAGGCCCUACUCAAGGUGCGCAGGGACAAGGCGGCGGUGAUGCUCAUUGCCCCAGCCUGGACCCACCAGCACUGGUACACAUCGCUCCUAGAGCUGUCGGUGGAGGCCCUAAUAGUCCUGCCUCUACACCAGGACCUCAUUACGCAGGACGGCGGGUGGCUUCUCCACUCCAGCCUACAGUCACUGUACCUGAUGGCGUGGAAGCUCUGUGGCUAAACACCCUGGAGAGCC